AUGGAGCGGGCAUCGGCACCGGGAGCGGCACCGGGAGCGGGACCGGGAGCGGCACCGGGAGAGGCACCGGGACCGGGAGAGGCACCGGGACCAGGAGCGACACCGGGAGCGGCACCGGCACCGGGAGCGGCACCGGGACCGGGAGCGACACCGGGAGCGGGGCGCUGGGCCGCCACCGCCUGCGUGGUGACCGGCGCUUCCCGCGGCUUCGGCCGCAGCCUGUCGCGGCUGCUGGCGCCGCAGCUCGGGCCCGGCUCGGUGCUGCUGCUGCUGGCGCGCUCCGCGGCGGCGCUGGCCGAGCUGGCGGCCGAGCUGCGCGCCGGGGCCACCGGGAGCGACGCCGGGAGUGAGCCCGGCAGCGGCUCCGGCGGCAGCGAGCUGCGGGUGCAGUGCGUGGCCGCUGACCUGGGCUGCGAGGAGGGGCUGCGGAGGGCGGGCGCUGCCCUGCGGGAGCUGCUGCAGGACGCGUCCUUCGGCCGCCUGCUCCUGGUCAACAACGCCGGCUCGCUGGGAGACAUCUCCAAAUCCUUCCUGGACCUCACCGACCUGGAGGAGAUCAACACCUACUUCUCCUUCAACAUCAGCUCGGCGCUCUGCCUGACCUCCACGGCCCUGAGGGCCUUUGGGGCACGGCCUGGCUGCCGCAGGACCGUGGUGAACAUCUCCUCCCUGUGUGCCCUGGAGCCCUUCCCGAGCUGGGCUCUCUACUGCUCCGGGAAGGCUGCCCGGGAUAUGAUGUUCCACGUGCUGGCGCUGGAGGAGCCCGGAGUCCGCGUGCUCAGCUACGCCCCGGGGCCUCUGGACACGGACAUGCAGCUCCUGGCGCGGACCAGGACUGGAGACGCUGGGAUGCGCCAGCACUUCCAGAGGCUGCAGGAGCAGGGGCAGCUCAUCGACAGCUCCGUGUCAGCCCAGAAGCUGCUCCGGCUCCUGCAGGAGGAUUCCUUUCCCUCCGGAGCACACGUGGAUUUCUUUGACAUCUGAGCUCCUCCACCUUUGCCUCCUUGCUUUGCUUCCAGCUCAGCCUUUUCCUGGUGCCUCCUGCAGGACCGUGUUCGAAGCCUGGGAUUUGGGAAGAUUUUAAAACACUCUGUGUGCCUUAUAAACAGCCCUGGUGCCCUCUGGGGCUGGGCAGCAGCUCCUGCUGCUGUGCCCUCACUGGCAGGGCUGGCAUCCCUUUGCUCCCAGGGAUUUGGGAGCAGAGGUCCCCACGGAAUGGCCCUGGAAGGUUCAAACUCAGGAGUCCGUGGGAGCCAAGGGCUGCCUAGCACACGGGGGCUCUGCCAGCCCCGCAGAAGCCACAGCAGGGCUGGGGCUGUGUCCCCUUUGCCCCACGGGAGCCCUUCCUGGCCCUGGGGUGGUGAUGUCCCCGCAGAGCCCGGCUCUGUCCCCUGCUCACCGGGGCUCCCGCUCCUCCUGCGGGGCCGGGCUGCUCUGAAUUCCGCGUUAAGGCGCAGCAGAGCCUCUCCCGCUGCUUUUCCCACCAGCAGCCGCCAGGAGAGGGAGCUGGCCUUGGAGGAGUUGGGAAUUUUGGGAGCCCGGCUGGGGUCAGCAGCUCUCAGAAACCUGAGCAAAGACACAGCCCUGAGUUCCUGCCCUGCUCCCCUUGCAGGUUUUGGGUCCAAACCUUUGGGGUUUCAGCCCCUUCCUUUUAAUUAUUUGUGGGGUUUUUUUGUCAUUUUCCUAUCAGAUUCCAGCAGGCACAGACACACAGAGGCUUUUCCUCUGGAGAGCUGGUGCAGAAAAGUUGUUUUGAAGCCCUGUGUGCCCUGGAAAUGCCCAGUGCCCCUCUGUGCCCCCUCCACCCCAACCCUGCAGCUCAGAUUUUGUCCCCCUGGCUCUCCAAUCAUGAAAAUUCUAAAAUCAUUAAAAUCAUGAAGCGUG
Molecule: messenger RNA, 1884 nt
Organism: Vidua macroura (Pin-tailed whydah)
Lineage: Eukaryota; Metazoa; Chordata; Aves; Passeriformes; Viduidae
Gene: SPR
Product: sepiapterin reductase
Exons: 3
Coding region: 1-984 (327 amino acids)
Biological process (GO): tetrahydrobiopterin biosynthetic process
Molecular function (GO): sepiapterin reductase (NADP+) activity
Source: RefSeq, a predicted model, not a curated record